This is a messenger RNA of Euleptes europaea (tarantolino), 402 nucleotides long. It is a transcript of the gene PDRG1, whose product is annotated as p53 and DNA damage regulated 1. Gene Ontology annotation, biological process: protein folding. The transcript has 5 exons. Bases 1 to 402 code for a protein of 133 amino acids. Lineage: Eukaryota; Metazoa; Chordata; Lepidosauria; Squamata; Sphaerodactylidae. The record is from RefSeq and is a predicted model, not a curated record. Gene Ontology annotation, cellular component: prefoldin complex.
AUGGACGGGCCGAGUCCGGGCUUCGUGCUGCGCUACCUUUCAGAGGUGGAGGCGCUGGCCGAGGAGGCGCUGGCCGGGAGGCAGCAGAUUGUGGCUUUGGAUCAGAAACGGAAUCAGAACCGAGAGGCACUCCGGGCUCUCAGCAAGGAACUGGCCAGUUCAGAUGAAGUUAUGGUUUGCUUUGGGAGCAUGUUUGUUCAGCUUCCGAAAACCAAGACCAAGGACAUGCUGCAGAAAGAUCAAGAGCUCUUGGAUGAAGAAAUAGCCAGCCUGCGAAAAGAGCUCAAAGUGAAGGUCAGCCGUCUCCUAGAAGCUCAAGGUAAACCGGAGCUGAAAGGCUACAAUCUGAAGCCCUUGAGCAGCGAGGAAAUGUGGUUUAUUAAAAAAGUGCUGGAGGGCUGA